GGUGACUCGCACGCGGCCGUCUGCCCCCGGUUCCUCCUUCUCUUGGCUGGUGGUGGCCUUGCUGGCCAUCGCAGUGGCCACGUGUGUUCACGACCCAAAGGGGCUAGAACUCGCGGUGCGUCGCGCCCUACUGAAGAUCUACGUGCCUGAUGAAAUCGCAGUGGACUGCGGCGACGCGCACCAAUUCCUAACGGACGUGGUGCCUGUCAAAGGUUUUCACGUGUUGUGCAUCGAGACGACGGCGAUCGACGCGUACGACGACGUGAAAACGUUAAUUUCCAGCGGUUCGAACCAGGGACGCUAAUGCAGAUGUCUGUAAUUGGUUGCUGUGUUGUUUGCAGACUGAAGGUGACGGGGUUUAAGGAUGGCAUGCAUGUGAACAGCUCAGUGGAGACGACGAAGGAUCUUCAGACGUUUAGGCGCGCAGUGGAAGAAGAGCUGCUGCAGAUUCCAAAAUCUAGCGACGAGUAUGCGCGUAAAUACAAGCAACCGCCAGCGUACUUCACGCCAGAUGGAGUGAGGUUGGAGACGGAUAUUACCGCGCUGCAUAAUCGGAUCGUGUUUUUGUUCGAAGGUGGCCAGUUCAUUUGGCCCGGAAUUCGGGUCGGCCACAAGACACUGCUUAACAAGACCUAUGGCCGAGGUGAUCUCGUGCUGGAGACGAUCAGUAUGACGCCGCUCGUGUUUAGUGUGGAGGAAUUCCUCCGUGAUGACGAGAUCGACGUCAUCCUGGAGCUGUCGAUGCCGCAUUUGGCGCCGUCCGGUGUGACUCUGCAGGACGGCCACGAGAACAGACCGGCAACGGACUGGCGCACGAGUACAACGUACUGGCUGGACUCGUCCAGUCACCCUGUGGUGCAAACAAUUGACAAACGUACAGCCGACCUCGUCAAGGUUCCAAUCAGCCACCAGGAAUCCGUGCAAGUGCUGCGUUACGAGCCCACGCAGCACUACGACCAGCAUCUGGACUACUUCUCGGCCGAACGCCAUCGCAACUCGCCUGACGUGCUAAAGCGGAUUGAGUACGGCUACAAGAACCGCAUGAUCACGGUGUUCUGGUACAUGUCGGAUGUGGCUAAGGGCGGGCACACCAAUUUCGCUCGUUCUGGUGGCCUACCACGCCCGUCUUCUAACAAGGACUGCUCGCAAGGCAUUAGCGUCGCACCCAAGAAGCGUAAAGUCGUCGUGUUCUACAGUAUGCUGCCGAAUGGCGAGGGAGAUCCCAUGAGUCUGCAUGCUGGCUGCCCAGUCGAAGAAGGCAUCAAACUGUCGGGCAACAAGUGGAUCUGGAACAAACCGCGCAGCGAUGAUGACUAGAGUGGCCAUCAGCUGCAGUUCUUGUAUGUCAGUACUGGUAAUGAAGUAGUCCGUCCGCAACAACCAUCUAUUGCACAAUAUUCACAAUAA
Molecule: messenger RNA, 1407 nt
Organism: Phytophthora infestans T30-4
Lineage: Eukaryota; Oomycota; Peronosporomycetes; Peronosporales; Peronosporaceae
Exons: 2
Coding region: 670-1317 (215 amino acids)
Biological process (GO): peptidyl-proline hydroxylation to 4-hydroxy-L-proline
Cellular component (GO): endoplasmic reticulum
Molecular function (GO): L-ascorbic acid binding; procollagen-proline 4-dioxygenase activity; iron ion binding
Source: RefSeq, a predicted model, not a curated record